Messenger RNA from Aedes aegypti (yellow fever mosquito), 1820 nucleotides. RefSeq names its product muscle M-line assembly protein unc-89. NCBI's taxonomy places the organism in Eukaryota, Metazoa, Arthropoda, Insecta, Diptera, Culicidae. The record is from RefSeq and is a predicted model, not a curated record. The coding region runs from base 160 to 1743 and encodes 527 amino acids. The transcript has 2 exons.
GUCAUGAAAGUCAAAACAAAACAAUCUUUGGCGCUCGGUUUGAUUAUUUUUAGUUUUUGCUCAGAAAUAAGUAAAAAAAAUAACAGAUUAUUCUUAAAAACUUAGUAUAUAUGAUGCCUUUUAUUUAGAUCAAAGCAGUAAGUGAGUGAGAGUUCGAAAAUGUGUGACCACGAAAUCCUGAUUGAGAAGUGCGAAGACCAUCGGAAGAUUCACCACAAGUUCCUCCGGAUGUUCGACAACGUAAUCGAAACGGUUCUGUGUAUGCAGACUCUUAUGGCCGACCUCAACUCCGGCUACAACGAAAUGCUGGAUCUGCUGAAAGCGCCACCUAAGGUACUUUCAUCUCCUUCCCCACACAAGCGCCGGAAAGCUCAGUCCUUCGAUUCGCCAUCGUCGGCCACGGUCAUCCGGAAGAAGGAAACGCCUCGGAACCGGAGCAACCCGGAAGUGUCGGCUUCCAUCCUGGACCAGAAUAUAGACUUCCCGGACACGGAGGAUUCGUUUUUUGCCCUGACUCAAAGCCCGUCCCGAAGGGAGCCUUUGUCACCGGUGAAAAUACAGCUGGAGAAUGUCCCCAAGACUCCACCGAAGAAGGAUCCGGUCCGGGUGGACGAGUGUAAGGUAGCGGGGAGUGAUAAGAAGAAGGCGAAGAAAAGUAUUCUGUCCUUGAGUCGGUUUUCGAGUAGCUUCGAGACGUCGCCCGAAACGAGCAAACAGGCUGCAAUGCUUCCGAUGCGCCAAAAGCUGGCCACUCCGAAACCGAAGGGUCAGGAGCAGGAGAAUUUGAUGCCACCGGUAGGGAAGUGGACGGCGAAGAAGACGACCCCCGGCAGUAGCGGCGGGAAGAUGGAUAUUUCCAUGCGAAAGACUCCGACCAGCAGUUCGAAGAAGGAUGGAUCGCUGUUGAACCGAACUCGAAUGCGACAAACCAAGCUGAAGUUCCCGGACUGCAUGAACAAAUCUUUCGCGGACGACGACGAGACCUAUUUCGAGGAGUUUGUGGUUCCCAGUCCAACUUCGACUACGGCGCUCAGCGGCACACGGUUCCUGAAGAGUGCCAAGAAAAAAGAGCAAUCCACGCUAAUUGCCCCGCCAAAGUUCAAGGCGAGGGAUACUCCUGGCGACGAGGACUUCGAUAUCGAUCAAACCUAUUUCUCGGAAGCGGAAAAGGGUCUGAGUCGAUCGAAGCAAUUUGCCCAUCCGGUUCAGCCAGCACCUCGCAUCAAAUUAGAACCCUUCACGCAGAAAAAAUCUCCUUCGAAGUCUUCCAAACCAUCCCCGGUUCUGGCGAAAGACUCACAGGACUCCGAUACGAGCAGUGUUCUCUAUGUGAAGCCCCCCUCACAGGACGAGAUCAUUACGAUCGAGGAAACACAACCGAACAAGACCGAUCUGUUUAUGAAAGCCAUCCGAGAGGAACGCCGAAAGGAAGACGACGCCCGGAAGUCGGUGCUGAACGUCAUGGGACCAUCCAAGCGGGACAUUAAAAAGGAAGAACUUAUCCCACCGAGAUCGGACUUCAAUCUGUUAAGAAAGCCCUUGCUGAAAAUGCCCCCGGCAGUCCCCAAUGAACGACGCUGUUCGGACUGUACGAGACAAUUUCAGCAUUUGCUUAAUUGUGGCCACUCGACGGACGUGGCCCGGAGUAAACUGCCCCAGAACUGCCGCGAAUGCCGAUUGGCGCAGCUGCACGAGACUCCCCCGGGGUUCUGGAAUCCGGAGUUUACGCCAACCCAACUCUGACCAUUGCCAGACGUGCCAUUCGUUGAUAACUUAUUAACUCGUUUACUUAGCAAUAAAGAAUUUGAAUUUGAUUCAGA